AUGGAUAUUUGGGACUUUAUUUUUUCACUUAUUCCGGACAAGGCCGAAACUAAAUUCAACAAAGCAUUUAACCACUAUUCGAGUAACGUUGCAUCAAUUAUCAUUUUCUCAGACAUCCGUAUUAAGCCACUUGCUUCAUCGCCUAAAUUUUACGAUUGGGUGCUUCGAAAAUUUGGUGCUGAUGCACCAAUAACUGCGCAAUGUUUCAAUGAUCUUUUAGAAACACGUGUUAGUCUCGACAUUCAACUUCAAGCAUCAAAUUUUGAAGUUCCAAUAAGAAUGAAUCAACGCACGUUCAAAGCAAUAUGUGAUACUUUUAAGAUUUACUGUAACGUUAAAAAUUUUUUCUUACCUUCACAUUUGGAAACAAUCUCACGAAGUGCAAGUCAUGAAAUUCUUGGACCCUUAUUUGAACAUUAUUUAGCUGACCUUAUUGGUAUAGAAGUAACUUAUCAGUUGCCUAUGGAGUCCAUUGAGGACUUAGACAUUAUGCAAACUGAAGAAUCAAAUGACAUGGAAAUAAUUGAAAAUGUCUUAAAUGGCGAUCAAACCAUUUCCCAAAAUGAUCAAAUUUCGUCGGCUAAAAGAAAACUUGAGACUAAAGAAAUUAAAGAGAUCAAGGAAUUGUGGAAAGAGAAAUUGGAGGACAUGCAUUAUAAUUCGAUUUAUAACGGAAGUGGAAUUACUAAUCCUUUCAGAAAUUGUCUUCGUAUUUUUGUUGAGGAAAAGUUACCAUACGCAGAAGAAAAAUCAAAGAGAAUUAAUAAUUGUCUCUCUAAGCGAAGGAAAUAUUCAACUAAGAAAUCAGAAUCUGACGAAGAUUCAAAGCAAUAA
Messenger RNA from Dentiscutata erythropus, 834 nucleotides. Lineage: Eukaryota; Fungi; Glomeromycota; Glomeromycetes; Diversisporales; Gigasporaceae. The record is from the annotation of a GenBank genome assembly.